AUUUAUCAAACUUCACACCAUCGUACCAGCCGUUUCAGGGGCGUCUCAAGCCGACCACGGCCUCUGUACCACGGCAACUGAAUCUAUCAUCUGCUGUUCUGCAUUCAAGAGGUGUCUGAUCAAGACCCCUGGAAGCCAUCCACAUCAGGCUUUACCCCAUCUGCAGUAAACGCCGAUACCAAGAUACGCACAGUGUACACAGAAGGGUAACAUUGGCAUUAUUUCCUCGCUGCGACAACCAUUUUGGCUUGCAACACGCAUAUCUUAUAGCCCACAUCUUCUCGUUCUUGUAACUCACGCUUCUUUUGGACAUCGACUUCUCACAACAUGACGACAAGUAACGAUGGACUGUCUAAUGACCUCAAGCACAGCACGUCAAAGGAUGCUGAAGCCAACAUCGAUUCGAAACAUAUUAUCGCCAAUUCUCAGGACUUAAUUAACGCUUCCGGACAUGUUCAGGAACUUCAACGAAACUUCAGUCUCUGGUCGCUUGCCGGCAUUGGACUGACUGUUGGCAAUGUUUGGCCUGCAGUAGGCGGAAGCAUCCUGGUCGCACUCUACAAUGGCGGCCCUCCAGGAGUGCUAUUCGAGUUUAUCGUGGUUUCCGUCUUCUACUGGAACGUUGCGCUUUCUAUUGCAGAGCUAGCAAGUGCUAUUCCCUCGUCGGCAGGCGUAUAUCACUGGGCUACGAUAACGGGAGGAAAAUAUGGUCGACCAAUUGGCUUUUUCGCAGGAUGGUGGAACUAUUUUGCUUGGGUUUUUGGCGCUGCCUCGAUGUCUUCAAUCCUGGCCAGCACCAUCGUCCAGAUGUAUGCACUGAAUCACCCGGACCUUGUCGUACAGAAUUGGCACGUCUUCAUUGUCUACAUCAUCCUCACCUGGAUAGCCUGUCUUUCGGUCUGCUUCUUCAAUCGGGCCAUGCCACUCCUCAACCAGUGUGGCAUUUUCUUCAUUCUCGCGGGAUUCUUCAUUACCAUUGUUGUCCUCGCCGCUUUGCCUGGAAAGGGGGGUCGACCACCACAUGCUCCAAGUUCAUUCGUCUGGACUCAAUGGUCAGCAGACAUUGGAUACCCUGACGGAUUCGUUUUCGUGACCGGCAUGCUGAAUGGAGCCUUUUCAAUUGGAGUGCCUGAUGUAGUAUCUCAUCUUUCAGAGGAGAUCCCUAACCCGGGCAGGAACAUCCCAAUCGCCAUCGGACUCCAAUAUGCCAUCGGCUUCAUUACCGGAUUCACCUAUCUUAUUUCGAUCAUGUACGCUAUCAAUGACUACGAUGCACUCUUCGAAAGUGCUUAUCCCAUUGCCGAGAUCUACCGACAAGGAACUGGUUCUGUCGCUGGUGCAACGGGUCUAUUAUCACUUGUCAUGAUAUGCAUCGCCAUCUGCCUGGUCGGUUUGUACAUCACUGCAGGACGUACUCUCUGGACACUUGCACGAGACAAGGCGACGCCAUUCCCGAGCCAACUCUCGAAAGUCCAUCCAAAGCUGGAAGUACCCGUCCUUACGACGCUGCUCAGCGGAGUGCUAGUCACGAUCCUUGGUUGCAUCUACGUUGGCAGCACCACAGCCUUCAACGCCUUUGUAGGCUCAUUCAUUCUCAUGAGCUCCUCAUCCUACAUUGCUGCCAUCCUACCCCACCUCCUCACCAAGCGCAAGAAGAUCAUUUUCGGCCCCUUCAAUCUCAACAAGGGCCCAAUUGGAUACAUCUGCAACUUCAUCGCUUGCGCGUACAUGAUAGUCUGGUUCGUCAUCUACUGCUUCCCAUUCGCUCUGCCGGUAGAUGCCGCGACGAUGAACUACACCAGCUUGCUAUGGGGCGGGUUCACGAUUCUGUUGUCGGGCUGGUGGUUCUUUGGCGUUAAAGACUACGUCGGGCCAACCACCAUUGGAGGACAGACGGAGGCAGACAAUAUUCGACAUGUAACUAUACACUCCUCUUAGUAUACCACGUCGUAUGGGAGAAAAAAAUUUGUUUACUAUCGGAAAUGUACAUAUUAUACUUAUUUAAUG
Aaosphaeria arxii CBS 175.79 is the source of this 2007-nucleotide messenger RNA. Its product is annotated as amino acid transporter. Gene Ontology annotation, molecular function: transmembrane transporter activity. NCBI's taxonomy places the organism in Eukaryota, Fungi, Ascomycota, Dothideomycetes, Pleosporales. Bases 328 to 1938 code for a protein of 536 amino acids. The record is from RefSeq and is a predicted model, not a curated record. Gene Ontology annotation, biological process: transmembrane transport; amino acid transport. Gene Ontology annotation, cellular component: membrane. The transcript has 2 exons.